Molecule: messenger RNA, 4242 nt
Organism: Adineta steineri
Lineage: Eukaryota; Metazoa; Rotifera; Eurotatoria; Adinetida; Adinetidae
Source: the annotation of a GenBank genome assembly
AUGGUCGAUAACAAAAUGUUAGAAUUUGAUCCUCGAUCAUAUCAAAUAGAAAUAAUGGAACAAGCUAAAUCAGAAAAUUUAAUCAUUUGUCUUCCAACUGGAAGUGGAAAAACUAAUAUUGCUAUUAUGCUUAUUAAAGAACUGUCACCAAUUGUUCGACUCAGUCUUGUCAAUGGAGGAAAACGAACUAUUAUUCUUGUUAAAACUAAUGAGCUGGCACGACAACAUGAAGAUGUUAUGAAGAAGCAUCUCGAUUUGAAAAUUAAAGUUUAUUGUGGUUCUCUAAAUAUUCUGUUACAAGAUCGUGAUAGAUGGAAUGAAGAAUUUGAAAAUAACCAAGUUCUAAUAUUUACUGUUCAAAGAUUUCUUAAUCUACUUGAUCAUAAUCUUUUUUCUUUACAUCAAAUCAAUCUAUUAAUAUUUGACGAAUGUCAUCAUGCAACAGGUGAUGGCGGAUAUGUUACAAUAAUGAAAAAAUAUGAUUCAUGUCCACACUGUCCACGUAUAAUCGGUUUAACUGCUUCGAUCAGCGGACAAAAAAUUGAACCAAACAAAUUACAAAAAAUUGCAUGUCAACUUGAAAAUAUUUAUCAUGCACGGAUUGAAACGGGUUCAAAUCAAGAGGAAAUAAUUCAACAUAGUACAUCAGUUAAAUCUAAAUAUACACGUUGUAUAAAUUUCAAAACAUAUAUUAGUGAAAAAAAUCGAGCAGUUUUAAAUAUUUUUAAAAUCGUGGAAAAUCUUUCCGAAGAACUUAAUAAAUAUUUAAAAACAAAAAAAAAUCAAAAUGAAUCCGCAAAUAACUCAUUACAAAUAGUUGAUCAAUUAAAUCGAAUUGAAAUACAAUGUCGAACUUUAGAUCAAUUAAAAUCUCAUCUUGAUAAUAUUAUUCAUAUUGGUUAUGAACUUGGCUUAUAUGGACUUUACUUAGGAUUAAAAUCAUUAACAAAUUAUCUUAAAUCAAAACUUCCAGAUAUAACAAUAAUCGAUAAAGAUUUAUAUGUUAAAAUAAGAAAUCAACUUGACUCUCUAAUCGAAAAUUUAACUGAAGAAAAUAAAAAACUUUGUAGUGCUAAAGUUAUUCAAUUAGAAGAGCUUAUAAAAAAUAAUACCGAUGGUCAAUGUAUUGUAUUUGUUGAUCGAGUAUAUACAGCCGCAUUUUUAUGUCAAGUUUUAAGCGAAAAAUUUACAAAUUCUAUCAAAAUUAAAUAUGUUGCUGGUUCAAAAGCGUACAUUGAUGAAACAAGUAGUUCAAAUAAAUAUCAACGUGAAGUAAUAAAAGAAUUUCGUGAUAAAGAUAUUCGUGUCUUAAUAUCUACCGCAAUUAUUGAAGAAGGUGUAGAUAUUCCAGAAUGUAAUCUUGUUAUUCGUUUCAAUAAACCACAAAAUUUUUCAUCAUACAUGCAAUCAAAGGGACGCGCAAGAGCACGAGAUGCAUUAUUUGUCAUUUUAAGAGAUGAACCGGAUCUAAAAACCUUUCAAAUGAAUAAUGACGAAUAUGAAAAUUAUGAAUACAUGGAAAAGAUGUUAAAAAAGAACUUCAAAACUGAAAUUGAUUCAGAUCAAUCAUCGGAUGAUAAUACCGAUUACCUGACACCUUAUUCAACUGAUAAACAAGUAAAAAUCGAUGGUAUACGUGCUGUUCAAAUCAUAUAUCAAUAUUGUGCUGUUCUUGGUAAUGGUGAAAUAUUAUCACCACGAUUUUGUACUUCAAAAACACCAUGCAAUACUUUUAAAUGUAUUUUAUCAAUGCCAAUCAAUUGUCCUAUACAAAAGGAUAUUACGUGUGUAAACAAAACUAAAAGAUUAUGUAAACAAGAAUGUUGUUUAGAAAUGGUUGAAUUACUCCAUAAAAAUGGUGAACUUGAUGAAUAUUGUUUACCGAUUCUACCUGAAAGAUCUUUAACAUUAACAGAUGAUGAUGAUGAUGAACCAGAAAAAGUAUCGAUUGAAAUAUUUCCCAAACAGAGUUCAUAUUUUUUCAAUGAAUAUGAUCAUUUAUCAACUGAUUGGUAUUUGUACAGAAUUAAUAUUUCGAAUAAUAAGGAUCUUGGUUUUAUUGUUCCUUAUCAAUUGAUGCAAUUACCUGUAUUUACUCUAUAUGGACGUGAUGAGGAAUUCAGAAUAGAAAUUAUUUAUUUGAAAACAAUUAAUUUCAAUCAAUGUAAAGAUUACUUAGGAAAUUUUUGUCGAUAUAUUUUUGAACAAGUUUUUGAUAAUAUGAAUAUAGAAUCAGAAUCAAAUCUUGAGUUUGAUAUUAAAUCGUCUAAUUUCAAACUUCUUCCAUGUCUUUUGACAGAAUUCGAUGAUAUUGAUUAUGAACGAAUGACAUCAAUAUGUAAUCGGACGAAUGAGUCGAUACAUCAUCCAUCUGAAUUAAAUGAUGAUGAAUUGUAUUGUAUUUCAGGUUUAUCUGAAAAACAAUUUUUUAUAAAUAUUUCCGAUCAAUCUCUUUUAAAACGAGUAACAGAUCAACAAGAACAUAAAAAAUCAUUGGAUACUGUAGAAAGUUACUGUGACAAUUUCCAACGUCGAUUUCCAGAUAUUGUUUUUCGAAAAGAUUUCUUCAUGGCUACUUUGAAAGAUUUCAAAAAACCGAAAAUUAAUUAUUUAAAAAUUUCUACAACAAAAGACGACAAACAAUCGACGUAUAAACCAAGUUAUUAUCCAGUCGAAAUUCUACGUUAUGCUCCACUUAAUCAACUAGAUUUUCAAUUGAUUUCCAAAUUGUCAAAUAUUUUAACUCGUAUUACACAGUUAUAUUACAUCGAGCAACUCAAACAACUUCUAAUUGAUAAUAUUCAACCUAAUACAGUUAAUCAAAUACCAAUUAAUGUUAAAUUUAAUGAUUGUCUCAAGGAGAUAUUUUCAUCAGCCGAGUCAAACGUAUUACCACUUGUUUAUUUUGAUUAUAAUGUAUUAUUGAAGAAUAGUUGCAAAAUUCAAAUAACAUCUGAUCUAUUAUUUCAAGCAAUCACUCGUCGUUCAGCUGAUGAAAAUUCUGACAUGGAAAACCUUGAAAUACUCGGUGAUUGUUUUCUUAAAUUAUCUAUGUCAUUAUCACUUUUUCAUCAAUAUCCCAUGGAAGGUGCUGGGAAAUUGACAUCAAAAAAAGAUAAGCAAGUCUCUAAUAAAAAUCUCUAUCAAUUAGCUUUGAAAAAGAACUUACAAAAUUAUUUAAAUGUUAGUAAACCAAUUUAUGGAGGUCCAGAAGCUAACUGGAUACCACCUGGAUAUACAAUAAUCAAUGAUAAUGUGACAGAAAGAUAUACUACACAAAAAGCUAAAGACAAAGCAAUUGCCGAUAUGAUGGAAGCUUUAAUUGGUGCUUUCUUAGUAUCAACUGAUUAUAUAACAACUAUAAAAUUUAUGGAUUGGUUAGGUUUAGAUGUAAUUCCACAAUAUGAACAAAAUAUCAAAACACCAUCAGUCCUACGUUCUGGUCUAUCCGAUACAAUGAUUGAUAUAUCGUCAGAAAUUCAAAAUUUUUUUACUGACCACGCAUUUGAAGAAAUUGAAAACAAAAUUAAAUAUGCUUUUAAGAAUAAAGGUUAUCUAAUUGCAGCUUUUACGCAUCCAUCCUAUGUGAAUAAUCGUCUUACCCAAUGCUAUGAAAGAUUAGAAUAUUUGGGAGAUGCUAUAUUAGAUUUUCUAGUUAUACGAUGUGUUUUUGUUGAUCAUUACAAACAUGUUACACCAAAACAUGUAACUGAUAUUCGACAAGAUUUAUCGAAUAAUGGACGCUUGUCAUAUAUUUUUGUUUCAUGUGAUCUUCACAAAAAAAUUCUUCAUCUAUCACCGUAUCUUUCAAAUCAAAUAACAUCAUAUGUUGAAAGCGAAACUAUUUCUUCAAAAGAUCAAUCACUGGAUGCGAAAUUAGCCAAAGAUAUUGAUAAAUGGGCUGAUUUAACAGCUCCAAAAACUUUCGCCGAUGUAUUCGAAGCAUUAGUUGGAGCAAUAUUUCUUGAUUCUGGAUAUUGUUUAGAUACUGUUUGGAAGAUUAUUGAACCUUUACUUCGACAAUAUAUUAAUCAAUCUGUUAAGCAUCCAAAUUUAAGUCCAAUACGAUCAUAUUUUGAAAAUGGUGGAAAACCUUUUGUUAUUGAAAAACCAAAGGAUGGCCAAGGAAAUUUCACUUGUAAAGCUAAAUUACCAGAUAAAUCAGAGGUAACAGGUUAUGGAAAAAGUACAAGACUAGCAAAAUACGAUGCAUGUCGAAAAGCAAUGACGUCUGUUGAAUGA